Messenger RNA from Glarea lozoyensis ATCC 20868, 2310 nucleotides. RefSeq names its product Metalloproteases (zincins), catalytic. The transcript is spliced from 7 exons. The coding region runs from base 1 to 2310 and encodes 769 amino acids. Gene Ontology annotation, molecular function: metalloendopeptidase activity. The record is from RefSeq and is a predicted model, not a curated record. Gene Ontology annotation, biological process: protein processing. Gene Ontology annotation, cellular component: plasma membrane. NCBI's taxonomy places the organism in Eukaryota, Fungi, Ascomycota, Leotiomycetes, Helotiales, Helotiaceae.
AUGUUCGAGAAGACGCUCCGGCUGCCAGCAGCAAACUUUCAUAGUGGCUCGAAUUCGAAGCUCAACUCCCUUGGUCGCAGAUGUAUCUUCCAUAUAGCUUUUUCCAUUGGCAUUGUGUUCUUGAUAUUUAACAAAUAUCAUGGUGGGAAUAUGCAACAAAACAGUGUUUUUACAGAGGGAAUUUUGGACCAGAUCAGCAACUUCGAUACUACAACUGGUAAAGAAGAAGAUCGGAAGCUAUGUGUUACACCGGAAUGCGUUCACGCUGCCUCAGAAAUUCUUUACAAUCUCAACCCUGACCAGACGGAGUGGGACUUUUGCGGGGAUUUUGAAGGCACAGUGUGUCAAGGUUUUAGGGAGCAUCAUGAGUUGAGGGUAGAUCAGAGUGAGGCUUUCGCAGCAACUUUGAUGAAAGACAGGUCCCAAUCAUUGAUGCGACACGUUCUUGAUGGGGAAUAUCCGGACAUAGAGUUGGAAUCUAAAGAUCCAUUCUCAAAGCUUGUCGAGUCCACAAGGGAAGCCGACAGAGACAACUUUUCGAAGUUGAAAAACGCCUAUAAUGCAUGUCUUGAUACAUCUGCCGUUGAGAAAGUCGGUCUCGAGCCUUUGAUACUAGUAUUAACGGAGCUCGAGCAAAAGCCAUUGUCUGAUGCUUUAUCGUACCUUGCUGAACUGGGUGCAUUUCCCUUGGUGGCGGCCGGAGUAGGUCCAGAUUUUCGAGACUCAGGUGACAUGGUCGUCUUUGUUUGGCCUGCAAAUACUGUUGGGUUGCCGGCAAAGGAAUUCUACCUUGAUGACCGUAUCUUCAAUAAGUACAUUGACGUCGUGGAAAAGACUUUCUGUAAUCCAGUCGUUCGCCGUGUUCCGCAGUCAUCUUGCAGGAGCAUCGCCCAGGAUAUCGUUAGAUUCGAGCGAAGUCUUGCUGCUGUUCUGCCAGAGAGGGAAGACUACGGAAAUUUGACGAGAACUUACAACCCGAUGACUCUCGUGGAAGCAGAUGAGUUGGCACCGCUGUUGCAGUUACCCAAUUUCCUUCAAGCAUUAUCCGAUCCGGAGGUUCAGAUUGAUCGAAUCAUCCUCGAGAUCCCUGAAUCGAUGAAAGAAAUUAAUGGCGUCCUUUCGAAUACAACCGAUCCUACAGUUAGAGCAUAUCUCCGAUGGAAAGCUAUUCAACAUUUCGCUUCAACAAUUGAAUCUGAUGCAUUAUAUUCAUGGAAGCAAUUGCUCAACGAACUGCUCGGCAAGGAGCCCACUUCAAUUCCGGAAAGAUGGCGAACUUGUCUUCAGAAUGUCGAGGAUGGUCUUGGUUGGAUGCUCAGCAAAUUAUUCGUCAGCAAGUCUUUUAGUUCAGAGUCUAAACAGUUCGCAGAAGAUAUUGUUUCUGAUAUUCAGGAACAAUGGAUUGCUAAGCUGAAGACGAUUGACUGGAUGGACGACAAAGUGAAAGCGCGUGCCAUACAAAAAACUCGUAAUAUCGUUGCAAAAGUCGGAUAUCCGGUUAAGAGUCCAGAUAUAACGGAUCCAUUGGAUUUACAACAUUACUACCAGUCGGUCAACAUAAGCACUCUUUCCCAUUUCGACAACGUCGUUUCUAUGAAUCACUUCCGUGUACGUUCAGAAUGGUCAGCUCUUGGUAAACCAGUAGAUAUGAAUGCCUGGAUGAGACCUGCCAUAACUGUGAAUGCUUGGUAUGAUCCGACUGGGAACGAAGUAAAUUUCCCCGCCGGCCUCCUUCAACUGCCAAUAUUCUCCCCUACACUACCUCAAUAUCUCUCCUACGGUGCAUUUGGCAGCUUAGUAGGACACGAGCUCUCGCACGCCUUUGAUGGAAUAGGCCGCCAUAUUGACGAAAGCGGUAACUAUACCGAGUGGUGGACACCUGAAGCAGUAGAAGCCUUCAAUUCUCGCGCUACAUGCUUCACUAGUCAAUACUCCCACUUCGCUGUCCCUGGUACGGAGCCUAACUCGCAUCUCAAUGUCAGCGGACUACGCACGCUGAAUGAAAAUAUCGCUGACGCAGGUGGAAUUAACGCUGCUUUUGAGGCCUGGAAGUCACGAGCCAGCACAGAGCCUAAGGAGGCUAAUAUGGAUCUUCCUGGGUUAAAGAGCUUUUCGCAUGAGCAGCUGUUUUUUGUCGGCUUUGCCAAUUGGUUCUGUAGCAAGUCAACUAAACAGACAGCGGUCCGGCGCAUCUACACUGAUUCCCAUGCACCCAUGUGGGUGAGGGCUCUGGGAACGACUAGGAACUCGAGAGCGUUUAGGGAAGCGUUUGAUUGUAAGGUGAAGGAGCCGACCUGUGAGUUGUGGUAA